UCUCUGUCGGUCUUCCAUGGAAGGCUAGCCAUCGUCCAUGGCGAGCGCUUCCGACGUCUUCCUCCUCGCUUCCCUCCCCUUCCUUCGUUCUCCUCCGCCGAUACCUUUCGCAUCCGGCGCUGGAUCCUCCUUCCCCAUGAACCCUGAUUUUUCUGAAUUUAGCGUCUCCGAGGCGUCUAUGGAGGAGACCGCCUCCGGCCCCUUCUCCUCGAGUCUCGGGUUGGAUUUCGAGAGGGAGGAAGAUGGGGAGUUCCUGGACCGCGAAUACGACUGGGCGGCCGACGAAUUUUUCGUCGGCAGGAGUAUGAGCUCCCCGUUCGCGUCGAUCGACUUCUCCCGGGCUCAUCCGACCGAUUCACAAAGCCUUCGCGUGACGGGGUUUGAGUCGGAUUCUGAUUCUGUCCACGAGCAGGUCUUAGCUUCUCUUAACGAAGGGGAAGAACAGGAUUCAGUCGCCGCUUCCGCUGAUCUGGAUCUGGGCGUUCCGCUUCCCUGGGAUUGCUUUCAAAUCGAAGGGAGCAGGAGAGAUUUCAGUGAGGAGUUCGAGUGGGAGGAGGUAGACGCUCGCAUCGAAGAAAGGGACGUGAUCAGUCUCACGGUUAUCGGCGACGAGGAGAGAUCCGAAGUGAUUCGAGAUCUCGACCACGACGAGGAAGAGUCUCGGGACGUCGGUUGGGAGGUGCUCAUGUCCGUCAACAACUUAGGUCACGACAUGGUGGAUCCCGACGACGCGGAGGCGUACUUCGUCGACGAAGAAGAGAGCUUAGGCGACGCCUCAGAUUCCGAGGUUUACGAAGUCCUUGUAGGGCAAUUCGCCGACGAUAGUGCCAUCAAGGUUAGCCCACCAGCAGCUAAAUCGGUGGUGGAGAGCCUCCCGUCGGUGCUCCUCACGGAGGAGGAGGUUGCCAAGGCCGACGCAGUAUGCGCAGUGUGCAAAGAUGGGAUCUUGGUGGACGAAAGAGUUAAGCGGCUUCCUUGCUCGCAUAUUUAUCACAACGAAUGCAUCCUGCCAUGGCUGGCGAUUCGAAACUCUUGCCCCCUCUGCCGGUUCGAGCUUCCAACCGACGAUCCCGAGUACGAGAACUGGAAAGGGAGGAGGGCAGCAGCGGCGGCUGGAAUUGGGAUCAUCUCCGACGAGUCACAGCACAGGUAUGAUUUUGAAGUGUUGCCUGUAGCUUAAAGUUCUCAAUUGCAGCAGUUCUAUGUGCAUACAUAGUUAAGAUGUGGCGUUGAGAUCUAUAUUAUAACUAAAUUUCUGUUGUUUAGCAACUAGCAAACAAAGUUUUCCCCCUCUUUUCUCAGGUAGUAAUGGGAAAUUUGAAUUAUUAAUAUGUUGUACGAGAAAACCAGUCUGAAUAUUGUGCCUUGUUAUGUAGCUUUUGCAGAAUUGGUCGAUGCAAAGGCACAUUUUUUUUAUAGAUGAUUGGCAUGCUUUAUUUA
This is a messenger RNA of Zingiber officinale, 1440 nucleotides long. Its product is annotated as E3 ubiquitin-protein ligase CIP8-like. Bases 38 to 1180 code for a protein of 380 amino acids. NCBI's taxonomy places the organism in Eukaryota, Viridiplantae, Streptophyta, Magnoliopsida, Zingiberales, Zingiberaceae. Gene Ontology annotation, biological process: protein ubiquitination. Gene Ontology annotation, molecular function: ubiquitin protein ligase activity. The transcript has a single exon. The record is from RefSeq and is a predicted model, not a curated record. Gene Ontology annotation, cellular component: cytoplasm.